UAGCGUUGCUAGGCAACAACAUACUAAUCCUGCAUGCAAGCAGCAUUAUUCUUACCAAAAAAUGGAGUCCUCUAGUAGUAGCGGCUCAUACAACAGCAAUGGGAGCAACUAUAUCAAGAUAGUGGACUUCCCCGUGGAUGAAGUGACGUUCAUUGAUACAGGACAAGGAGAAGAGACGGUCACUUAUCACGUCCAGAACUGCAGUGCCUCUUCAAAGAGGCUGAGGGCAGCUCUGAAGAAAGGAAGCAGUGAAGCUUUUAGUUUAUUAGCUGGUAAGGAAGAGAGGCUUUUAGCUCCUGGUCUAAAGUUAGCUGUCACUAUCAAGUUCACACCAAAAGGGAAGCCAGGUUCAUCUUACGACGGAGACCUCAACUUGUUUGCUGAUGACUAUGUUGCCAUGAGCAUCCCAAUAGUUGGGCAUCCCCCAUAUCCAUUGCUUACUUUCACUCCGGAUUGUAUUGAUUUUGGUUCUCAAGUCUGUGCUCAUCAAUCAGUCUCUCGUUCAAUCACUCUAUUCAAUACUGGGAGGGCCCCUGGCUCCUUCUCCGUUAGCACUCGUCACUUACCAUCAUACCUCACCAUUACUCCUCUAGAGGGAGCAAUCUCACCAGGCUCACAGGAAUCCAUUAAUGUUGACUUGCUUUGUAGAAAAGUUGGCAUAAUGGAAGAGAACAUUGAGAUACAAUUGGAGUCUGAUACUAUCAGUAUACCAGUCACUGCUAGCAUUGUACAGCCUCAGUUGGAGUUACUUGACAGCGAGAGUCUUGCUCCAACGUCUUCGCUUCAUUUAGGAACUACUUAUUAUGGGACUAUAAAGCAUAAAUCAAUUGUCAUUUAUAACAACAGCCCAUCUCCAGUUGAUUAUGUGGCAGCAAUUAGCAAGGAGAGUCCACCUUAUGGAGAGGGUGUGGAUAUGAAGGGUACGCUAGCUAUGGCAUGUACAAAAGGAGGUCUUUAUCAACACAAUUGGAGAGAGCAGAGUGAUGUACCAAUCUCUGAGAGACUCUUCAAUUUAUCUCCUAAUGAAGGAACACUCAGGCCAUAUCAAACUGAAAGGAUUGACGUUACAUUCUAUCCUAUGCUUGAUCAGUCAGAGAAAGGCUGGGAGCAUCAUCAAGGGCUGGCAUGUAGGAGAGACUAUGCACUAUAUGUACACAUUACUCCAGUGGGUCUAACUAAGCAAGGAUAUGAACAAAAUGUUGUUGAGUUAGGAUUAACAGCCACUGCAUUACCAAUUCAGAUCUCACUAGAGCCAUCUGAGAUACAGUUUGGCAAGUGUUUAGAAGGAGCACUAAACAGUCAGAAAAUGAUGAUAAGGAAUGACUCUGACAGCCUACCACUAACAUACAGACUAUCAGUCCCUGCCCAUUAUAAAAUAGAUCACAAUAAAGGCCACAUACUACCAGAAAAGGAGCAAAGUGUAGUAGUUAUAUUUCAACCUAAGCAACUUGGGGAUUUAAAUGGCUACCUCUUACUGGAGAUAAUGGGAGAGCAUAUUGACGGGGUAGCAUCAGUAUUUGCUGUGUAUAAGGUUCCAUUGAUGGGGUCUUGCAUUAUUGAUAAUCAGAGAGGGAAACGAGAGAGUAAGACCCAAAAACUUAUACUAGAUGAUUUGGCAGCUAGCAUUAGGCCUCAUGACAGGAGCGUUAAAAUAAAGAGCCCUUUUACUAAAGUCAAUCGUCACACUUACGUUGAUCCUGAUUUUGCAUACACUGACAGCGAGAUGGCUGAUAUCAAGGCUCACCAGCAGUCAUACAGAGACUACAUUAAUGAUAGUAGAAAAGAGAGACUAGCAAGAGAAAAGGAAAGGAAACUUGGUAACACUGAAUACAUUACUAGCACUGAUAUUGGUAUAGAGCCUGGUGCAGGGAUAAAGCCUCCUUCAAUUGCUCUGAGGGACCAGUUCACUGAUUAUAAUGAAACUAGAACUGAUAGCAAUAGCAACAGCAGCACACAGUCACCUCUCCCUCCUCUCAAUGAGGAAACAAUACUGGAGCAAUGUCAAAUGAGACUAUCACCACAACAGCUCUCCAAUAUCAAACUAGAGCCCCAGUUGCUCAAGUUAGGUGUUGUUGUGAAGAAUUUUCCUCUGGAGAAGACUCUGAUACUUACUAAUGAAAAUUCACAGUGCAUCAGACUGUGUUUAGAGAGUAAGUCUAUUUUUAUCAAGUUUGGUUCAUCUUCUUCAAGUGAAGGCUCAUGCUUUCUUGAGUGUGUUUUGACACCUUACUCACGUGUUAAUUUUACUGUUACUUUUCAGUCUGACCAGCUUGGAGACUUUAAUGAGAGCAUCAAGUGUAUCAUUAACAAUGAUCACAUUUACCACAUCCCAGUCACCGUAUCUGUCACUGAUGCUUCGCUAUCACUCUCACCCUCACACAUUACACUAUCAUCACCUCCACUAUCCACACUUAACUCACUAUUGGAAGGACAGGUGACAUUACACAAUCCUCAUCAUGUUCCUACUGGAUUCUCAUGGGGCCUUGAUGAUCAUGAUGACUAUGUUGCUGUUACUCAUAUGGAGGGUGUAGUUCCUGCUCAUAGUUCUCUUGUCUGUGCUAUAUUCUGUCAGGGUAAUGUACCCAAGGAAUGCACUCGCCUUUCUUUGACUCUUAACGUGGAGGGAGGAGAGAAGAAGAAGCUCAACUGCUCAUUGAAAUAUUGGAAAUCUGAUUGUAGCUUCAAAGAGACACGCCUCAUCUUUAAUCCUGCUCCACAAUACCUACCAGUAAAGAAGACAGUCCAUAUAGUUAACAAAGGAACUAAUCAUGGCUACUUUGAAGUUCUACCGUUUCAGCCCAGCACUGAUUGUAUCUCUGUCCAGCCAGAGAGGGGACAUGUUCCUGCUGGUGAUAGCGUCCAAUUGACAGUACAACUCUGUUACUGGGAGGAGAUGAUAUUUGAGUCAAUAUUGAAAGUGAGACUCCACGAGGGGAAGAUGCUCUCAAUGAGGAUCAAUGGAAGUGUUGAGGCACCUAAAGUCUUCAUUAAUCUUGAUCAGUUUAAUUUUGGUGUGGUCUAUUGUGGUGUCAAACUCUCUCUACCCUUCACUAUUCACAAUAUGGGACAAGCUCAUACUGUGUUAUCUAUUGAUUUAAGUUUUUAUGAAGAUUUCACUCUUAUUCUACCCGAUGAUGAUAAUCCUUAUAAAGAUACACAAGUAGACUUGUCAUCAUUUAAAGACUCAUCUAAUAAAUAUGAGCUGACCAUACCUCCUUCAACUGCUGUCAAAUGUGCAAUGGAUUUCACACCUAGAGAUGUAGCUUCAUAUGACUUUAUACUGCCUAUACUUGUCAAUGGACAGGAUCCUGUACCACCUCCUUUGUCUCACUGGCCUCCUGGACGCACUCACAAAUCACAAGUGGCUGUUGAUAAGAAAUUACCCUCUUAUAAGAAUACUCCUAAGCGUAGGGUACUAGCAACAGCACUUGUUCCUCCAUUGCAAGUAUUACAUAAUAAUAUUGAGUUUCACAUUGCACCUGAAAUGAAUAUUGUCAGUAAACUCAGUGAGCAGGUUGUCUCAUUGACUAAUGUAAGUUCAGAGCCUCUUACCUGGGGCAUUAAGGAUAAGAAUGAAAAGCGUUUGAGCGAUGGAACUUUCAGGUUCAUUCUCUUUUCAAAGAGCAGCGUGCCAUUUGAGCUUCCUUUAUGCACUAAAACUGAUCCAAUCCCUGGAGAGAUUGGUCAUCUUGCUCCAGGCCAGUCCUUCAAGUUUAAAGCCUUAUUCAGUCCUGGUCAUCAUGGUCAUUUCUCAUUGUCACUGCCAGUCUACAUCAAUGGUGAUAGGUCACUGGCAUACAGUACACUGGAGUUUACUGGUGACAUGGUCUCUGGUAGACUCUCAGUCUCUCCUCCUCAUGUGGCCAUCCAGCCUGUACCACUGGGCGUCACUGUUGAAGCCCGAUUCAUUGUCACUUUGGAAAAAUUUUAUGGUAAGGUUGAGUUGUCUGGAUCAGCUCCCUCAUCAUUGCCUGAUAAUGUGAGUAUGUCUGUCCAGUUGUCUGGCCCUAUGAAAGAAGAGAAUACCAUACAGAUCCCUUGUGUCCUUACCUUCUCUUCAUCUCUACCAAUAUCUAUAACUGAUUGUGUCACUUUCACUGAGAAAAACACAAAAACUAUAAAAUCAGUUCCAUUCUCUGUAGCCGCUGACAACAGUUUGAUGACAACCUACGAGUUCUUUUCCGAGAACUUAAGUUCAAUUAACUUUGAGUCUUCCCCUCCGUCCUUUGUCCCGAUCCUCCGUCUUCCCUCGUGGCCGUUCAAAUCCUCUUCAUGCUCCACCCUCUCCACCUGCAGUACCAACAGACCACCUCCUCCUCCUGGCAUAUAUCCUAGUGCCACUAGCUCUGCAAUGGAGUAUGGUAAUCUCUUCCUCUACCAGUCAAAGGUUGCUCUCUGUCGCUAUGUCUCGUUGUUCGGUUGGUCUGAUGGUAUUAGACACGUUAAGGGACCCAAUGGUCUAGUGGAAUGUGUUGGAAUACAAAGUUAUAGUUCAAAUGUUAAGAAGAAAUAUGCGAAAGCUCUUACGUCAUCCCGUGGCCCAUUGCUUGACUUGAUGCGUCAUUUGUGCGGUCGCCUUCCUCCAGGGAUACCAUUGAACCCACCUCCUUGUAACACAAGGGCAGAAAGGGUUGACAGACACUUCAAGGAACUAUCAGCCAUACUGGCAUUCCUUGAGGCUCAAGGUGCUUUGCUGUGGAUAGUAGUCCCAGAGUCACUGAUGGAUUGGAAUGAUUUCUGCUACUGGAGGACCAGUCACCCAAACACUCACUCAUUACUAGCCUGCUCAACUCAUGAAGAAUUUAACGAGUUCUCAGAGAAAGCUUGGACACACCUACUAGCCCAAUUAAUAAAGGUUCUAGUGAUUCCUAGACACUCAUCUCCUUCAGCUAAUCAGUUUAGACAAGCAAAGGAGAGCAAUGUAUACUCAUCUCACGAGGUUAUGCUAUUGAACUGGAUGAAUCAUCACUUUGAAAGGGAAGGACGGAAGCUGUAUGGGAGCAAUAUUGUGUCACGUACAAUACAAACGUUUGACGUUGAUCUAAUGGAUUGUAUUGUCAUAGCCUGUUUGCUGGUAGCUUAUGUACCAUCACUGUUUGAUACUGAUCUUAAUGGGCUUUAUCCCGAGCCAUUGACUCCUGAACAAGUCUCACAUAAUUCAUUAUUAUUGGUACAAGCUAUACAAAGGAUUGGCAUCAAUUAUGACAUCCAGGCCAGUGAUUUCUCUGCUCCCAAUCCAAUGAUGCUGAUAUUGUUUUGUAGCCAUCUCUUUCACAUUCUUCCUCAUUAUGUUCCAUCUUCCUCCAUUAAGCUACAGGGAUCCCUUCACACUUGCAUCACUAAACAAAUAACAGUAGAAAACACUAGCCACAGGGAGCUACUUUAUCGCACUCUCAUACUAGGGAAUGCUAGUUCAACUGGAUGCUUUACUGUCAAGGGAAAAGAUGAUUUUAUAUCUGUUCCUCCUAAAAGUUCAGUGUCAGUACCAGUAUCAUUCAAGGCUCAGUGUCUAACUGAGUGUGAAGGGACUUUACUAUUGAUACCAAAGGGAGGUGGAGGGAGACAAGGAUACCCUCUCUCUUUCAAACUAAUUGGACAAGUGAACACUGUACACCCCAAGAGUGUGCUAGUCCAUGAAGUUCCACUCUAUCAGGUUACUAGUCUAUCAGUUCCUAUUGCUAUUCCUCAUGUCACUGAGUCUAUUCUCUUUCAUGUAAAGCUAGUGGAAGGAGAGAAGCUCUCGGAAAAGAGAAUGAAGCUCAAAGCAAACAAGAUGGAUGGUAAAGCUAAAUCAACAGUCACAGAGACUAUCAUCUGCCCUUCAUCACUGACCAAUAGAUCAACUGACUCCAUCAAACUAUUCCACACCAAACAGACAACAAUCACAAUAGGACCUUCACACAAUCGACUGGAGCAGACAGAGCAAGAGAAUAGGCCCAGGAUUGAGUUAGAGUACAUACCAUUAAGGAAAGUCCCUAGAGAUUGUGCUAUCAUAUUGAGCAAUGCACAAUAUGGAGACACUGUCUUUCUUGUCUCUACAACUGUCAGCCUACCAUUAGCAUCAAUGACCCUACCACCAUUCCUGUUACCGUCAACACUCUACGAUAAGGACACAAGGACAGUGUACAUAAGAGGGCCAGUAGGAGAGUCAUUGAGUGAAGUCAUUAACAUACCCACUAGGAAUGAGGACUUUGAGAGAGCAGUGUAUAGACUAGGGGAAUGGGACAUACCCAAAGACGAGAGAGAGAGGCAACACCUGACAGGAUCAUUUGGCUAUGCCUCACUCUAUAAUGCAAUGAAGGCUCUUAAUCUUGAGACUGCCAUAAAGACACACAGGGACUUUUUGCCUCAUGGAGCUGACGAGAUCCACUUUGAUAUUUCGUGUGAUAACUCUGAUCACUUCACUGUACAGGGUGGAAUCUCAAUCCCAGUUUUUAGUAGGAAGACCUCUUCGGUCCUUCCUAUCCAGUUUAUCUGUCAUAAAGACGGCUGCUAUAUGUGUCAUGUUGUACUGACGUCACCUCAUGACAUUAGGGUCUUUCAUAUUGAAGUGAUUGCCAUUUCUAAGAAGGAAGAGCCAGAGCUGGAGUUUAAGAUACCUGCCUUUCAGAAAAUAACACAAAGAAUUCCAUUGCCUAAUCUAAGUACAGUGGAUUGGCCUUUAAAAGCAACACUGACUGGCCAAUGGUUUAAUGGACCUUCUUCUUUGAUCGUCAAAGCAUCAUCCACAGGAUAUUACCCUCUUAACUUUGAGCCACGACACGAGAAAACUGUUAAGUGUCGGUUAGUUCUAGUGAAUGAAAAUGAUAUGAGUGAGCAGUCAUUUCAAUUGAUUGGGAUAGGAGAGAGACCACUAGCACAAGAGAACAUUAACAUGCACACAAGAGCCAAAGAAAGGACAACAAUGAUUCUACAUGUACCCAAUACAAGUGAUCGUACGACUCUGUAUCGUGUUGAAACUGAUAUCGAGUUUAUCACUGGUCCCUCUACAAUAUCAAUAGUUGGUAAUGAUGUUGCUGAUUAUCCCAUCAUGAUUGAGCCAUUGGACAGAGGAAACUACACUGGAGCUAUUGUCUUCUCUGUUGAGUCAAGGAGCGGUAGGAUUAGAGUCAUUGAUGGCUCACCGCUGGAGCACUUGUGGUAUCAAGUUAAUGUGAUAGUUGAUCCAUCAUAUCCAGUGCAUACUUAUACACUGAGGGCUAACACUUUCAGUGAGAGUACACUCAGUGUUAAAAUAAAGAAUCCACUGCCUGAACCAGUUACACUACAAGUUGCUAUAGAAGGAUCAUCAUAUUUAUCAGGCCCUAGUGAGAUAUUAUUGUCUGGAGAGACUGAAGCCGAUUAUACUGUGACCUAUGCUCCUCAGAGACUUGGAAAAGAGAAAGGAGAGAUUAUAGUGACAGGACUACCAGAAGGAGAGAUGGCAAUUGAGAUUAACCUUGAAGCUACCGACCCUAAACCUGUUGAAAUAUCACCGCCUCAGUGUGAGCUGGGCAAAUCUGCCUAUACUGCACUAACAUUGGACAAUCCGUUGGAUCAUGAGGUCAUGUUAGCUUAUCUUCAAACAGAAACUCAUUUUAUUGUCAUUGGGAUUGACAAUGGAACUUUCAUACUACCACCAAAUUCAAGCUCUGACUUAUCUAUUAUGUUUAAACCAACUCAACUGGGAUUUGGAAAUCAAGCUUCACUUGUUUUCACUAGUGAUGAAUUUGGUCGUCAAGAGUUUCUUGUAAAAGGAGAGGGUCUACCACCAUCCCAAUUACCCCAGACAAUCAUCAGUACAGUGUUGUAUCAAAACGCUGUCGCUAUAUUAUCAUUCACUAAUCCUUUGUCUCAUAAAGCAUCAUUUGAUGUCAGCAUGGAGACGGCUUGCGAUCAGUUCUGCCUCUUCUUAAAACAAACUCGUAACAUAGUCCUUGAGUCCGGGGUUUCACUGGACAUACCAGUAAUGUUCACCCCAGACUAUAUAGAGCAAUGCAAUGCUAUGAUACUAGUGACUACUGCUGGUACCACUGAACCAUUAUCAUGGGUGUAUCCUGUACUAGGACAGCCUGAAGUACAACCCUCACCAUCACUCAUACCAACACUCAACACUAAAGCUAAAGAAAGACUACAAGAGAGGCUAGUGGUAUCAUUGCAUAAUCAUCAGGAGGACCUGUCAACUGUUCGUCUGAGGCCUGUUACUCCAGGGCAAGGUUCCCAGUCUCCGAUUGAAGAGGAGUCAUUGAGGGAGAAGUACUCGUAUAGGCUGGUCCUGGUUGAUACUGAUGAUAACGAGGAGAUGGAUCAGCUCUUUCAGGUCUCAACUGCACUCCGUUUAGUGAGGGAGAUUAUAUCAGAAGAUAAGAUUGAGCUUGUUUUUGACAUUGUAUUCCUGCCACCAAAACCAUUCAGUUGUAAAGCUGAUCUUCAGGUCCAACCUAAUAGUUAUGGUAUAUGGCAUUACCCGGUCAUACUAACAGCAACUGAGCCAGUGCCUGAUGAUAUACUGACCCUCCAGGCACACCAUUUAACUGGUGAAGUUAAGAAAGGCUUUAGAUUGACCAGCCUUUCAGAAGCACCUUUCCCUUUCAAAGCUUCUCUGACAUCAUCUUCACCAGAGUUAUCAAUACACCCUACCAGUGGAGUGUUGCCUCCUAUUACUGAGAAAGGUUUGCUGUUUACUGUCAUAUACAAACCAAGGACUUUCAGCAAGGACUGUCAUGGCAGAGUCAUCAUUGAAACUCCUACAACAUACUGGUUGUAUGAGAUUCAUGGUCAGUCAGUCUCCUAUUCAUCUCCUACUGGUACUGCACAGGCUAAAGUGGAUCAUCAAAGUCCUAUCAUACCUCAACCAUCUAACAAGAACUUUAUCCGACGCAACAUGCAACAGCUUCAUGCAGUCUAGCAGAAAAUUGUUUUUCUGUACAAUUGGAAUGUUGUUAGACAUGUACAUGUAUCCAUUCCCUUCUCUUAAUUUUGUGAAAUGUUAUUUAUUACCAUUAAAUCCAGCAAAUAAAUAACUUAUUGUUCCGCCUCUCAAA
Molecule: messenger RNA, 9023 nt
Organism: Amphimedon queenslandica
Lineage: Eukaryota; Metazoa; Porifera; Demospongiae; Haplosclerida; Niphatidae
Product: cilia- and flagella-associated protein 47-like
Exons: 46
Coding region: 62-8887 (2941 amino acids)
Biological process (GO): cilium assembly
Cellular component (GO): cilium
Molecular function (GO): protein binding
Source: RefSeq, a predicted model, not a curated record